AGUUUCUCAGUUUCUUUUUCUCCUUCUUCGCGCACGGUUCACUUUUAGGAAAAAUAGGAAUCGUUCAGUAAAGUCCCGAGAUCUAUUCCCCGACUCGAAUAAAACCAACAUACACAUAUAUCAAUAAACAAAGCGAAGGAAUCCUCAGAGAAUAACGUGUUAAAAGCAGCUAUAAAAUAGAAAAAACAAAAGUGUGCAAUAAGUAAAGAAAGCAGAGACCCAAAGAAAGUUGAAAGUUGCAAACCAGAAUCUCGUCGAGAACAAAAACAAAAAGUCCCCCAAAAACCACACACAAACACACGCACAACAUCAAAAAUGAGUGUCUGUGAGAGCAAAGCCGUUGUGCAACAGCAACUGCAGCAGCACUUGCAGCAACAGGCAGCCGCCGCAGUUGUUGCGGUGGCGCAGCAACAGCAGGCCCAGGCCCAGGCUCAGGCUCAGGCGCAGCAGCAAGCGCAGCAGCAGCAGCAGGCUCCUCAGGUGGUGGUCCCCAUGACCCCCCAGCAUCUGACCCCGCAGCAGCAGCAGCAGAGCACACAGAGCAUCGCCGACUAUCUGGCCCAGUUGCUCAAGGACCGCAAGCAGCUGGCCGCCUUCCCCAACGUCUUCACCCACGUCGAACGACUCCUGGACGAAGAAAUUGCACGCGUGCGCGCCUCACUGUUCCAGAUCAAUGGGGUCAAGAAGGAGCCCCUGACUCUGCCCGAACCCGAGGGCUCGGUGGUGACGAUGAACGAGAAGGUCUAUGUGCCAGUGCGCGAACAUCCAGAUUUCAACUUUGUCGGUCGCAUUUUGGGACCCCGUGGCAUGACCGCCAAGCAAUUGGAGCAGGAGACCGGCUGCAAGAUCAUGGUCCGCGGCAAGGGCUCCAUGCGCGACAAGAAGAAGGAGGACGCCAACCGCGGAAAGCCCAACUGGGAGCAUCUGUCCGAUGACCUGCAUGUCCUGAUAACCGUCGAGGACACCGAGAACCGUGCCACUGUCAAGUUGGCCCAGGCCGUUGCCGAAGUUCAGAAGCUGCUCGUGCCGCAAGCCGAAGGCGAAGAUGAGCUAAAGAAACGUCAACUUAUGGAAUUGGCGAUUAUUAACGGCACUUAUAGGGACACAACAGCGAAAUCUGUCGCAGCUUUUUCAUGCGUUGGCUCUGCUUCUUAUCUGUAUCCCGCAGUGUGCGAUGAGGACUGGCGCCGCCUGAUGGCCGCCUCCGACAGCCGCCUGCUGACGCCCACCGGCCUGCCCGGCCUUGCCGCCCAGAUCCGCGCCCCAGCCGCCGCCCCGCUGGGCGCCCCAUUGAUCCUGAAUCCCCGGAUGACCGUCCCGACAACGGCGGCCAGCAUACUGUCCGCCCAGGCCGCUCCGACAGCCGCCUUCGACCAGACCGGCCAUGGAAUGAUCUUCGCACCGUACGACUAUGCGAACUACGCCGCCCUCGCCGGCAAUCCUCUGCUCACGGAAUAUGCUGAUCAUAGCGGCGCCAUUAAGCAGCAGCGUCGUUUGGCGACUAACCGCGAACAUCCCUAUCAGCGAGCAACGGUCGGAGUGCCAGCCAAGCCGGCGGGUUUCAUUGAAAUACAGUAAAUCGAGAAAGGCAAAUCACUAAAAUCAGAAAGCAUCAUUUUCAAAAAGCAUCAUAUCAGCAGACGCAACUUAAAAACUUUUUAUUUAUAAUUUUUCAAAAAAAACAAACAAACAAAAUCUCGAACAACAGAAAUCCAAGGAUUGUGUGUGCCUGCCCUUAGAUUAUGUUCACCGGGCAACCAAUCAAUUUAGUUGAAUUAUUUUAUCUUUGCGCUAUUUAUUUUGAUAUCUAUGCUGCUCAUAAAGUCGCUCCUCCCCCCAAUCCAUACUGUAUAUCCGAUGAAACCUGGCCGGAAACGUUGGCCAGGCCAGGCCGCUCUGCCCUGAUCAGAGUUCCGAAAACAAUUGUCAAGCGCACCGCCUCCACAGAUGAGCACGGAGUCAGAGCAGCAGCAGCAUCCCAGCCAGGCCAAACGCAGAGCCAAGAGCGUGUUGUGUAUGUGCAUAUCUGAAGCUAACAAAAAACAAAAUCACCAUAACCAAAUGCCAGAAAUCAGAAAACAGAGCCACCACAUGUCACCGACACAACUAGCAAAACACUGAACCCUGAACUCUGAGCCCUUUUGCCACACGAGCAGCAGAUGAAGCACAUGCAACACUUGCAACAAGCUGUAGCACAGGAGCAACAGCGACAGCAAAAGAACAGCAGCAACAUCAGUAUGUAUUGAAUCUUGUGGCCAUUAAACUGUUACGUUUUGCCAGCAACAAGGCAAAGCUAUUAAGCAAACAAUUGAUAAGAGAAUCAAACAUAGAACUUAGUUUAAUUAAAAUAAUCUAAUGGAAAAAGUUAGUUUUUAGUGUAAAAGUUCAACGAACAAAAACAUACUUAAUGCAAACAUAUAUAUAUUAAUAUAAAAUGCAUAUACAAGUCUGUAUAUAAUUACCCCAAAACCCCUUAACGAAACUAAGGAAAAUCAUGUUAACGGAAUCUCAUCCAAGAAACUCUACUCAACCAACAAAACUGUUUUAAUUUUUGUAUACAUCUGCUUUUAAACUCAAAUCGCAAAAAUGAAUCUUUCACUAGUUAAACGUAAACGUUAGCCGUUUCUCCUAUUUUCAUUGUAACCCUUUAAAGGAUUGGGCGAGAAUUAUAUUUAGUUCAAAUCACUAUUAUGUCGGAUACAGAUUUUUCAGCCGUCGAUUAGGCACAAUCUAUUUUUGUUAAACUGACGCAAAUUCUUGUUAAUGAAGUAUUUUUUGAUUAUGUUAUACUACAUCUAUAUUUUCUGUAUAGAUUUUGCACCCCACUUCGAAUUGAUUGUGUGAAAAGUAAGUGGGGUCGAAACAGGAAACAACAAUAUCAUAUUAAACACAUUUAACAGCCAUAUUUAGUUAAUGAAACAAACAUAAUAUGAUGAUAGCAUCAAGCAUUCAUAAUGUAUAAUUUAACGCUAAACUUAAAUUAUUUUAAAUAUUUUAAAGCUAAUGUAUUAUAUGCAGAAAUAAAAAGAAAAAAUUACUUCUUUUAACUAAAUAAUUCUAAAAGCAAUGGCCACAACAAAAAUAAUUCUUUAAUUUAAAAUAAAUAUCACGUGGCCUAUAAUGGGAUCCGCGCAUUGUUCAAACCCCUAACUGAAUAUGUAUCUAUUUUUUUUAAUUCUAAAUGAAAUUCCCAAAAUAAAAAUGCAGAAAGAUUAGCAAAGAACAAAAAUAGAAAGCGAAAGUAAAUUGCAUUUAAUUUAUGGUACAAAGCAACCGCUGCACCCAAUGUAAAGUUGUUGCAAACUUUAUUUUAAAUUAAAGAAUUUUCAUUGAUUUUUGUUGGGAAAAGGAAAUGUUAUAAAUAUGUGCCUUAAACAAAGUGUAUAAUUGGCACCAAUCAAAAUAAUGUUUAAAAAUAAAAUAAAUAAAAAAAGUAUACAGAAAACCUGUUGAAAUUAUUCUGCAAAAUGUGAGACUUAUACUCAGAAACAAAACGAAGUUCAACCAAAUGGCAGUUGACUAACCUUAUAAUAUUAAUACGCAUAAUGUAUAAUUUUUAUUGAUAACAACGGCAAUCGUGCAAUCGUAGCAAACCUUGCUUAUGAUGAGUUCAGAAUUGAUUUUAACAUGAAGGACAUGAAAUCCUAUCGAAGAUUGUGUUACAGAAAGAAAACAAACUUUUUAAAUCAUUUAGUUUUACGCUCAUUACUUUAAUCGAAUGCUGUGCCCCUAACACCGCACCCGAAACAUUAUUCAUACAUCGCCAGCAUUAUCAUUUAAAACUUCAUACUUUCGAGGAGGAAAUCAUUAAUAAGUUGUGAGAUAAUCCAUAUGUUCAAAACCUUAUAAUAUAUCAACUACGCACAUGUAAUUAAUUACAUAUGUACAAGUGUAUGUAUGUACGAUUAUGUAUAACUUUUUGCAUAAAUAAAUGUUUCUAAAAAAAUA
This is a messenger RNA of Drosophila takahashii, 3948 nucleotides long. RefSeq names its product protein held out wings (gene how). Lineage: Eukaryota; Metazoa; Arthropoda; Insecta; Diptera; Drosophilidae. The record is from RefSeq and is a predicted model, not a curated record. Gene Ontology annotation, biological process: regulation of mRNA splicing, via spliceosome. Gene Ontology annotation, cellular component: nucleus. Gene Ontology annotation, molecular function: mRNA binding.